Molecule: messenger RNA, 1315 nt
Organism: Andrographis paniculata
Lineage: Eukaryota; Viridiplantae; Streptophyta; Magnoliopsida; Lamiales; Acanthaceae
Product: probable glutathione S-transferase
Exons: 2
Coding region: 444-1112 (222 amino acids)
Biological process (GO): glutathione metabolic process
Cellular component (GO): cytoplasm
Molecular function (GO): glutathione transferase activity
Source: RefSeq, a predicted model, not a curated record
UUGUUCUUAGACAAUUAAAGAAAUGAUAUGAUGAGAUGAAAAAUUGUGUGUGUUGGUCAUUGUUAUUCUAUAAUUCACAGUUGAUCACAUUCCACCACCACCUCCUCCUCCUCCAUAUAUAUAUCGACUAAUUCAAUCCUAGCUAGCUAGCUAGCUUUGACCAAACUCCAUCUCCUGAAUCUCUAUACAUUAAUUAUAUAUAAAGAUGAGAGAUUAGAUCAUCAGUUCAUGUUUGUAGUAUUGAUGAUCUGAAUUACUUCAGUUGACUUGAGACAACCAACCAAAUAAUUAAGGUAAGGGUAAGGGUAAGGGUAAGGUUUUCGUUUGAUCUGCUGCGUGAGUUUAGGGUUUAUAACAAUACUACAUAUAUCCUAUAAAUGGAAUUUGAAUUAUUGUUGUUGUUAUUUGUAUUAAUGAAUUAAACUGAUUAAGCAAGCAAUCGCAUGGCGGAAGAUGAUGAUGAGGUGGUGGUGCUGGGUGGGGUUUACAGCUUGUUCUCGAUGAGGGCUAGAUUGGCUCUGUCAGUGAAGGGCAUACCCUACCAGAACAGGGAGGAGGACUUGUCCCACAAAAGCCCUCUUCUGCUCCAGGCUAACCCUAUCCACAAGAAAGUCCCUGUCCUCAUCCACAACGGCAAGCCUGUCUGCGAGUCCCUCAUCAUCGUCGAGUAUGUCGACGAAGCCUGGAGGGACCGCACCCCUCCAUUGAUGCCCUCCCAUCCGUACGACAGGGCCCAGGCAAGGUUCUGGGCAGAUGUUGCAGACAAGAAGCUGUUUCCGGCGGGAGGUAAGCUUUGGACGACGAAAGGGCGAGAGCUGGAGGCAAACAGGAAAGAAUUUAUCAGAGUGCUGAAGCUAUUUGAAGCAGAGUUGGGAGAGAAACCCUACUUUGGGGGCCAGAGCUUGGGGUUUCUGGAUGUGGCCUUGGCUGUUUACUGCACCUGGUUCCAGGUCUUCGAGGUCUAUGGAAACUUCCGAAUCAAAGAUCACUGUCCCAAAGUGGCUGCCUGGGGGAACCGCUGCAUGGACAUGGACACUGUCUCCAAGGCCUUGCCCCAUCCUAAUGACCUCUAUCAAUUCGUCUCCGCCCUCAGGAACACAUGGUUCGCCUAGGCCUACCCUCUACCUACCUAAUUUUAUUUUAUUUUUAGCACCUCUUACCACCUACUACGCCAGAUCAUCAUCCAUCUCGUGUCUGUCUGUCUGUCUGUCACUCGUGUUUCUAAACGAAUCCAACUUUUACUUUCAUUUCUUUGUCUGUUGUAUAUCUGUCUUGUGUAUUCAUCUGUCGUGUAAAUUUGUGGUCAUUUGAUCGG